Hyaloperonospora brassicae is the source of this 873-nucleotide messenger RNA. The record is from the annotation of a GenBank genome assembly. Lineage: Eukaryota; Oomycota; Peronosporomycetes; Peronosporales; Peronosporaceae.
AUGCGUCGCGUCUCAACCGCUGCCCGCCGUCCGCGCGUCGUCCCCGGGCGUCUGUCGCCUCCGCGUGCGGUCCCCGCGACGAUCGCCCGCCCGUCGUACGUCGCACGCGGCGGACUGUCGACCCCCCCGCCGUAUAUCCCCAUCCUAACCGCCGACCAGCAGCAGCGCCUACGCGCCGCCUGUGCACUGGCGAAAGCCGUCCGUGAGUUCGCGCAGCCGCUGUGCCAAGCGGGCGCGACGACCGACGACAUCGACCGCCUCGUGCACGAAGAGAUCGUGCGCAACGGCGCGUACCCCUCGCCGCUGGGCUACGGCGGCUUCCCCAAGUCGCUCUGCGCGUCGGUGAACGACGUCGUCGUGCACGGGAUCCCCGACAGCCGUCCGCUCGUCGACGGCGACCUCGUGAACAUCGACGUGUCGGUCUUUUACGACGGCUUCCACGGCGACACGUCGCAGACGUUUUGCGUGGGCGACGUGGACGACCGCGGACGGCACUUGGUCGACGUCACGACGCGCGCGCUCGUGGGCGCUAUCGCGCACUGCUGUCGACCGCAGCAGCGCUUCCGGUCCAUUGGCGCGUUCGUGCACGAGAUGGCCGACAACGAGCAGCUCGGCGUCGUGCAGGAGUUUACGGGCCACGGCAUUGGCGAAGAGUUCCAUUGUCUGCCGUACGUGCUGCACCACCGCAACGACGAGCGGGGGACGAUGCGGCCCGGCAUGGCCUUCACGGUCGAACCGGCGCUGACCGAAGGCAGCCCUGAGAUUGUGCGCUGGGAAGACGGGUGGACGAUCGCGACGGCCGACGGCGGGCGGUCGGCUCAGGCCGAGCACACGGUGUUGAUCACGGACGACGGCGUCGACAUUCUGACGUAG